Etheostoma cragini (Arkansas darter) is the source of this 2077-nucleotide messenger RNA. RefSeq names its product solute carrier family 35 member B1 (gene slc35b1). Gene Ontology annotation, cellular component: Golgi membrane; endoplasmic reticulum membrane. The record is from RefSeq and is a predicted model, not a curated record. The transcript is spliced from 9 exons. Gene Ontology annotation, molecular function: UDP-glucose transmembrane transporter activity; UDP-galactose transmembrane transporter activity. Bases 432 to 1424 code for a protein of 330 amino acids. Gene Ontology annotation, biological process: UDP-galactose transmembrane transport. Lineage: Eukaryota; Metazoa; Chordata; Actinopteri; Perciformes; Percidae.
AAAUCAAUUUGCCUGACGCUACCACUUUUUUCUUUACUAAUUAUAAUCUAUAAUUUCUAAAUGAAAACAAGAACUGCACUCGCCUGACAGGACCCUUACAGAAACCCAGGUGGGUUUUAGAUUUUACAACUGUCCUGGAGGAGAACUGUAGAUACAUCACAAUGAUACAAGACAAACAGAUACCAUGAUAUUUGAGUUGCAGUGCAGUUCUAGACAAUUCAAGGUAACAAUACCAUUGGCGAGCUUUGGCAAAUAACAAUUACUGUGCACAAAACGGUUUGAAGUCAAAACCUUUACGGCCACAGACACACGUAACGUUAAAACACAAGCACCAUAUACCGGCUCGCCUCAUCGUGGAGCGGGACGUCGGUGUGAGGGGCGCGGGGAGCGGAGCGGUGUCGGUUAACAUACCCGGGCUGUUGGAGGAUAGCAUGGCAGCGGGAAAGGGAGCUGGGAAGCCUGCCUCGAUGUGGGACAACAUGCGGAUACGGUUCAUCGUUUGCUUCCUCGGAGUCUUCGUGUGUUACUUUUACUAUGGAAUAUUACAAGAGACUAUCACGCGAGGUGAAUAUGGACAGGGAGACCAACAGGAGAAGUUCAGAUUUGCCCGGACAUUGGUCCUUAUCCAGUGCAUUGUCAGUGCUCUGUUUGCUAAGAUCUUGAUCCAGUUUUUUGAUGGCUCCAAGCCGGAUCACACAAAGAGCUGGCUCUAUGGGCUGUGUUCCCUCUCUUAUCUUGGAGCUAUGGUGUCCAGUAACUCUGCCCUUCAGUAUGUCAACUACCCAACACAGGUGUUGGGGAAAUCCUGCAAGCCUAUACCAGUGAUGAUCCUCGGUGUGACAAUACUAAGGAUGAAGUACCCGCUGGCUAAGUAUCUGUGUGUGCUGCUUAUUGUGAGCGGUGUAGCGCUGUUCCUCUACAAACCCAACAAGAACUCAGCUGUUGAAGAAGACCAUGUUUUUGGGUUUGGAGAGAUUCUGUUGCUGAUCUCUCUGACAUUGGACGGUUUGACUGGUGUGGCCCAGGACCACAUGAGGGCUCGCUUCAAGACCAGUGCCAACCACAUGAUGCUGAACAUCAACCUGUGGUCGACUCUGGUGCUGGGACUAGCGGUAUUGUGGACAGGGGAGGUAUGGGAGUUCCUAAGAUUUACUGAACGCCACCCGAGCAUCAUCUACAACAUUCUUCUGUUUGGAGUCACCAGUGCUUUAGGACAGACCUUCAUAUUCAUGACGGUGGUGUAUUUUGGCCCUUUGACCUGCUCCAUUGUCACCACCACGAGGAAGUUCUUCACCAUCCUGGGCUCCGUCAUUCUGUUUGGCAACGUCAUGAGUACGAUGCAGUGGCUCGGCACCGUCCUGGUAUUCCUUGGUCUCGGAUUUGAUGCUAAAUUUGGCAAAGUACCCAAGAAGACGACGCACUAAAACAUCUGGAGCACAUGAGAGAGUGGCGAAAGAAAACACUAUAGCCAGUAUCUUAUUUUCAUAAGAUGUCCUGCACAGGCAUACUGUACGUGCCUAUGAUUUGUUUAAGUAUGGUCAGAUUUUUAACUUAACUGUAUUUAAAAGAGAGUCCAGCUUCUGUUGUUUACUGCUGAUAUAUCGAAGAGACAAAUUUAACUUGGGAUCAAGUCCUGAAUGAACUUUGACAACAAGAUAACACACUUUUGUGGAGCAAUUUGGACUGGCUGAAAGACACAGGUGGAAAAUACUGUAUUUCGACAAAUCUUAUGUUUCUGAAACCAGCUCACCUCCCUUGGAUGGAAAUUAAAACCAAACAAGGCCUAAGGCAUAUGUUUUUCAUCAUUUAAUUCAUGAACAAUAAGGCUUGGUUUACAAAUUGUUGCUUGAAUAUGCGUAAUUAUCACAAAUUCAGUUUAUUUCUUGGCAAAUAGCCAAGCAUCAUGCCAUUCAUGAAAUAUAAACUGUUGUAUGUAGCCUGUGGUUUUGUCCAAUCUUACCAUUGACUUGUUUUUACUUUUAUUUUCUACAAGUUAAAAAUGACUUGCCAUAAAAAGGGAAAUUGUGAUAUUUCAUGGUGAUCUUUUUUUAAUAUAUAUUAAACAGAGUGUACUUGA